AUGUCAGGAAAAAUGAGAAACAAGAAACGCAGACUGGCUGGUUCAACAGACAUACCUUGUGAGUCAACUGAAAAUAAAAUUUCACAUUCCAGAGUCCUUCGUAGUUCUGGUAAAUUGAUACCUUUCCCAAGCCAUGCUGUGGUUACAACUGAACCACUAACUCCCACUUUAUCUGGGGCACUGUCACCUGAAAUGAGCUGCACUUUAGGAGUCAGUUAUUUGGUUAACACAGGAAAGAAAAAAAAGUCUAACAUGGCAGAAAGGGCUGGCAAUUCUUCUUCUGAUCUAAUUCAUUGUUCUCCGCCAUCUUGUGAUGGACAACUAUUGGAUACCAUAAAUUCUGAAACUUCACGUGAAGCCAUGGUGCUACUUACAUCAGAGAACUCUUUCACACCGGAGACACUCAACCAAGCUCUAAUCUUUGCCUGCAGACAAGGACAUAAACAACUUGUUCAGACACUUGUCCGGGCUGGGGCAAACAUUGAACACAGGGAUGAACAUGGAAACAGGCCCUUGUUGAUUUGUGCUGAAAUUGGUUUCACGAACAUUGUCCAGUUUUUAGUUUCUAGACAUGCAAAUGUCAACGCUGUGAAUUCUGUAGGUAACACAGCCUUGAUUCUCUCUGUACGUUCAGCGGGGUCUACCGACUUGACCAGGUUUCUUUUGGAACAACAAGAUGUUGUCAUCCAUCAUGAGAACCAAAACGGACACACAGCUCUCACCAGGGCAGCCCACUUCAUGGAUGUGGAUACAUUGAAACUGAUAUUAGAGAAAAGCAUUAGUAAUACUUUCCAGAAAUGUGGCAAAAUUAAAAUCAAACAAAAAAUAGAUUUCAGCUUCUUAAGUAGCAGAUCUCAGGAAAUUAUAGAACAGUUUGCAGUUGAAAGAACUGGAUUCAGAUCCAUGUAUGGAAUUCUUCAAGAUCAUUUAACUAAUCAGACCUCACUGCUAGAACUCGCUAUUAAGGCUGGUGAUAAAAAAUCUUUUGAUAUUUUUGUUGAUUGUCAGUUUUCCUCUAUGGAAGAGAAGAAAAGAUUAAUUGAUAGCGCCUUGAAGUAUGUGUUUAAAAACCAUCAACAUAAAAGUGGAGAAAGAUUUAGUUCAACUGAUGUUCAAAUCAUUCAGAAAUUACUGCAGUAUGAGGCCGAUGUCAAUCCACAUAAUGGACCAAGACUGAUUUAUGUUGCCGCAGAGUCAGGAGAUCUGCAGUUGGUUGAGCUGCUGUGCACACAUGGUGCCGAUCUGAAAACUUACUACCCAAGCUAUCAAGAUCCAGUGUGUAUAGCGGCAGAAAAUGGUCGCCGAGAUCUCAUUGAACUUUUGCUUAAAUAUAAAGCUAAUCUGAGCUCCUAUGGUUUUGUUAACUCAGCACUUGACUGUGCUCUCAAAAAUGAUCACACUGAGUGUGCCAGUCUGCUAAUCCAGAGUGGGGCUAGAAUGAAUGUUAGAGAGGCUUUGACCUCUGCAGUAAACAAACAGAGGCCAAAAUACCUUCUCUUCCUUUUUAAGAAUUACAGCGAAGUUAUGGAUUAUUUUUCACAAAAAGAUACAGAAGCUAUGGAGUUGCUACCGUUGGCGGCCAAGGUAGGUAACUGUGAAAUCAUUGGUAAGAUUUUGGAUGCUGGUGUUGAUGUCAAUGAUGCAGACUCAUCUGGAUACACACCAUUAAUGAUGUCAAAAAACGGAGAAGUUGCCGAGUUUCUUAUCCAGAGAGGAGCUGAUGUCAACAGAGAAACAGCAGACAGGAAAAGCAUUGAGACAGCAUUGAGUCACGUGAUUAACCAUAGAGAACUUGUUGAUGCAUCUACAGUUGAGGUGUGUAAAGUUUUGAUAGACAACGGAGCUGCAGUCAACCGUAGAAGUAGAGAAGGUAAAACACCUUUAAUGGUGGCAGCUUCUCUAAAAGAUUGUGUGAGCUGUCUACAAAUGUUGUUAGAGAAUGGCGCAGAUAUUAACGACAGUGAUCACAAAGGCAAUACUGUCCUCAUGAAUGCUGUCAUGAGCCAGAAUUAUAAGAAUGUGACUUGUUUGAUAGACUCCACUAGAGACAAGAAAGGUCUCAUCAACACUCAGAACAAUGAAGGAUUAACACCUCUUAUACUUUCUGUCCAGAAAAAUAAUGUUCUAUGUGUGAAAGAGCUGAUAGGAAAGGGUGCUGAUGUAAAUAUGAAGGAUAAGGCAGAAAAUACAGCCUUGCAUCAUCUACUGAUUACCUGUCCAUGGAAAAGAGAAGAGAUCUUAACUUCUUUACUGGAAGCUGGGAGCCAUGUCAACUGUCAGAACAAUUGUGGCUUGUCUCCCUUAAUGCUGGCUGCUAAGAAGACUAAGCCCUCUGUGGUGUUAUUGUUGCUGGAUGCUGGGGCCGAUGUCAACUCUGUCAGUAAGAGAGACACAUCAGAAACAGCACUUUCAUUUCUGCUAGACUUUAAUUACAAAGUAGUAUUAAUCAUUGAAACAUUAAUGAAUAGGGGUGCCAAUUGUUCUUAUCUCAGGGUUGAAUGUUUUCACGAAUUAAUCAUUGCUAAUCAAACUAAUUUGAUCCCUAAGCUUAUCCAGCAUGGAUUGGGACCUGCAAACAUUGAGGUAUACAAAACAGCUUCUAGUGUCCGGACCUUUUGUUGCCAGCCAUUGGUGACACCGCUCCUUGUUGCAUUGUUGCUUGGUCAUGUUUAUCUUGCCCGAUAUUUUGUGGAUAUUUUAUUUUUGACAAGCUCUGACAUGUCCAUGUUUGCAUCUAACAAGGCCAUAGCGAAUUUGCUUCAAAAACUUAGUCUAAUUGAGUCAUUGAGCUUCCUUCAAGAACUAUGCUCCCAGCCCAUGUCCCUGGUCAAGCUGUGCCUGGUCGUGAUAUCCACAGCUGUAGGGUCAUCCCCUGGACGUGAUACAAGAGUGGAUUCACUUCCACUGCCUCAAAUGAUGAAAGACAGACUUCUGUUUAAGGCUGUGGCUGUUGAAGAUACUGCGCUAGGAGAAAUACUCUCAGAGUCUAACAAUCUGACUGAGGCUGAUUCAGAGGAUGAUUAUUAUUAUCAGGGUGAUGAUUCUUAUCUUUAUGAUCAUCACGAUCACUAUGAGUCGACCCCCUCAGAUUCCAGUGAUGAAAGUGACUAG
Molecule: messenger RNA, 3111 nt
Organism: Candidula unifasciata
Lineage: Eukaryota; Metazoa; Mollusca; Gastropoda; Stylommatophora; Geomitridae
Source: the annotation of a GenBank genome assembly